GCAAAGUUUUAGGCUAUGGCACGCACGAAGCAGACGGCUCGCAAGUCCACCGGCGGCAAGGCCCCGCGCAAGCAGCUGGCCACCAAGGCCGCCCGCAAGAGCGCGCCGGCCACUGGCGGCGUGAAGAAGCCGCACCGCUACCGGCCCGGCACCGUGGCGCUGCGCGAGAUCCGGCGCUACCAGAAGUCCACCGAGCUGCUGAUCCGCAAGCUGCCGUUCCAGCGCCUGGUGCGCGAGAUCGCGCAGGACUUCAAGACCGACCUGCGCUUCCAGAGCUCGGCCGUGAUGGCGCUGCAGGAGGCCAGCGAGGCCUACCUGGUGGGGCUGUUCGAGGACACCAACCUGUGCGCCAUCCACGCCAAGCGCGUCACCAUCAUGCCCAAGGACAUACAACUGGCGCGCCGCAUCCGCGGGGAGAGGGCUUAGAUGCUCACCCGCCGUGGGCUUGGCAAAAGGCUCUUUUCAGAGCCACCUUCGGACUCAUUGGAGAGUGUUUCACUUUGUCAGGAGGGGAGGGGACAGUAUUUUUCCCUGAGCUGUAUGGGUGUAGUUUCAGGAAUCCUUGAGUAAGAACUCGAAAUAAAGGGUUAAUGGGCAGUAUGUUUAACCUACACAAAGUUGACUGACUAGUGAGUUGUGCAACUAGGAUAAAUCGUUAGUAAAGAGCUAAGCCUCUGGUUCAAGGUAUGAGAACUCUUAAAUUUUUCUGAUUUAAUGGUUCAGCACUGAAAAUUCUGAGGCGGAUCAGAGUUAGGCUAGGGUAUGGUGCUUUGUCAAAGAUCUGGCCUGCCUCUGCCUUCUGCCUCUCCAGAGCAGUGCUGGGAUGUAAAGGCAUAGGCUAAUAGUGAAUCUUAAGACUGAUGAGUUCAAGAGAGGAAAGGUCUGGUAGGGACCUGGGUUCUGUAUCUCCAGAAUUCAAUAGGUCUUUUGAGGCUCAGAAGAGUACCCUGAAAUAUGUAACCAUCCCUGCAGCUUUAGUCCCACAGCACCCAGGGAUCAGCAAGUGCCGGGCAGAGCUUUGUCUCAAGUUCUCCACCUAAGGGCCAGUUCCUUCACUUGUUCUGAAUCUCCUCAGAUACUUCCAUCAACUGAAGGAACUGGACUCAUGACUGGAGUCAUGAGUCACACACCAGAGCCU
Nannospalax galili (Upper Galilee mountains blind mole rat) is the source of this 1138-nucleotide messenger RNA. RefSeq names its product histone H3. The transcript has a single exon. Gene Ontology annotation, molecular function: structural constituent of chromatin; protein heterodimerization activity; DNA binding. Gene Ontology annotation, cellular component: nucleosome. NCBI's taxonomy places the organism in Eukaryota, Metazoa, Chordata, Mammalia, Rodentia, Spalacidae. The coding region runs from base 16 to 426 and encodes 136 amino acids. The record is from RefSeq and is a predicted model, not a curated record.